AUGCGGCCCCGGCCACGUCACCUACCUGCGGCCUCUGGCCCCUGUCGCCUACCUGCGGCCCCGUCCUCGUCGCCUACUUGCGGCCCCGGUCCCGUCGCCUACCUGCGGCCCCGUCGCCUACCUGCGGCCCCGACGCCUAACUACGGCCCCGUCGCCUACCUGCGGCCCUACGGCCCCGUCUCCUACCUGCGGCCCUACGGCCGCGUCGCCAACCUGGCUACCUGCGGCCCCGUUGCCUACCUGCGGCCCCGUCGCCUACCUACGGCUCCGUCGCCUACCUGCGGCCCCGGCCAAGUCACCUACCUGCGGCCUCUGGCCCCUGUCGCCUACCUGCGGCCCCAGCCUCGUCGCCUACUUGCGGCCCCGGCCCCGCUGCCUACCUGCGGCCCCGUCACCUACCUGCGGCCCCGUCACCUACCUACCGCCCUGUCGCCUACCUGCGGCCCCGCCCCCGUCACCUACUUGCGGCCUCUGGCCCCUAUCGCCUACCUGCAGCCCCUGUCGCCUACCUGCGGCCCCUGUCGCCUACCUGUGGCCCCUGGCCCCUGUCGCCUACCUGCGGCCCCGGCCUCGUCGCCUACCUAUGGCCCCGUCGCCACCUGCGGCCCCGCCCACCCUUGCGGCCCCGUCGCCCACUUCGGCCCCGAUGCCACCUACGGCCCCGCCCACUUGCGGCCCCGACCCCGCCCCGGCCAUGCCCCGUCGCCAGCCGCGGCACACCGGGGGCACGUGCACCGCCCCCCCUCCCUUUUCCCGUCACCUUUCGAGGCGACCUGGAAGGGGGGGGCAGCUGCCGCUAGGGGGUAG
This is a messenger RNA of Closterium sp. NIES-65, 807 nucleotides long. NCBI's taxonomy places the organism in Eukaryota, Viridiplantae, Streptophyta, Zygnematophyceae, Desmidiales, Closteriaceae. The record is from the annotation of a GenBank genome assembly.